This is a messenger RNA of Ixodes scapularis (black-legged tick), 10549 nucleotides long. It is a transcript of the gene na, whose product is annotated as sodium leak channel non-selective protein. Gene Ontology annotation, molecular function: monoatomic cation channel activity. The coding region runs from base 162 to 5378 and encodes 1738 amino acids. Gene Ontology annotation, biological process: transmembrane transport; monoatomic ion transport. The record is from RefSeq and is a predicted model, not a curated record. Gene Ontology annotation, cellular component: membrane. The transcript is spliced from 41 exons. Lineage: Eukaryota; Metazoa; Arthropoda; Arachnida; Ixodida; Ixodidae.
GCUCUUUAGGCUGCUCCCAUCCCCAUCCCUUGAGCAGCGCAUCCCUUCCCGGUGGAAUGAUCGGCCCAUCCGACGAGGAAAAUGAGAAUCAGCGUCGUCCUGCACACCUAUCCUGAUCAUUUCUUAAUAGGACUAUCUUUACUCAAGAAUUUACGUGAACAAUGCUAGCCAGAAAACAAAGCGUUCGGGGGGAGCCAAUUCUCGCGGACUAUGGACCUGAUGAAAGCCUUAAUGAAAAUGCUGAUAUCGAGUGGGUUAACAAGGUGUGGGUGCGUCGAGUACUUCGUCUGUGUGCCCUCCUGUCCCUGGUUUCCGUCAGUCUCAACACAACACGAACAUUUGAAAAGCACCCUCCUCUUAUGGCCGUCACCUUUGCCUGGGACAUCUUUGCCACUCUGCUUUUCACCGCAGAGAUGAUUGCCAAGAUGCACAUCCGGGGACUGAUCACAGGGGAAACACCAUAUUUGAAAGACCGGUGGUGUCAGUUUGAUGCCACCAUGGUGUUUUUUCUUUGGAUAUCAGUUAUUCUUCAGGUUUUCGAAAUCACAGAGGUGGUUCCCAAGUUCUCCUACCUGUCCAUUUUGAGAGCUCCCCGACCUCUUAUCAUGAUCCGCUUCAUUCGAGUCUUCCUCAAGUUUUCCAUGCCAAAAUCCAGGAUCAACCAAAUAUUCAAACGAUCAAGCCAACAGAUCUACAAUGUGACCCUGUUCUUCCUGUUCUUUAUGUCUCUGUACGGUCUGUUGGGUGUUCAGUUUUUUGGCGAGAUGAGCAGCCACUGUGUUAGAAAUGGAACGAUUGCCGAGAAGGUCACGCUAAAUGACCUUGCAGUGCCAGACGCCUACUGUUCAAUGGACAAGGAGUCUGGGUAUGAGUGUCCUCAGGGAAUGGUGUGCAUGGAUCUGAAUCUUCCAAAGAGCAUUUCUGGGUUCAAUGGCUUCGACGAUUUCGCCCACAGCUUCUUCACGGUAUACCAGGCCGCAUCCCCGGAAGGGUGGGCCAUCCUCAUGUACCAAGCCAUGGACAGUCUUCCAGCGUGGAGAGCCACUUUCUACUUCACCACCAUGAUUUUCUUCCUGGCAUGGCUGGUCAAAAAUGUAUUUAUUGCUGUCAUCACCGAAACGUUCAACGAGAUUCGAGUGCAAUUCCAACAGAUGUGGGGGGAGAGAGUUCAAAUACAAACUGAAUCGACACCUCAGGUGUUGCGGGGGGACGACUCGGGCUGGAAGUUGGUGACUGUGGACGAGAGUAAAGGACGGGGCAAGGCACCACGAUGCCUCCAGGUGGUCAUCCACUCGGCCGCAUUCCAAGUCAUCGUCAUGAUGGUCAACGUGGCCAACGCUUUCGUCGCCGCCAGCAUCUCUUUUGUCCACGACGAACGACCACGAGAGGACUUCUUCAAGACCUACUACUUCGCAGAGAUUGGAUUUACAAUAUUCUUUGAUCUAGAAGUGUUGCUGAAAAUCUGGUGUCUCGGCUUCAAUGGCUACAUCAAACGCUCGCUGCACAAGUUGGAAUUUAUUUUGGCCAUUGGAACUACCUUGCACCUUAUUCCAGAUUUUUUCACUUCUGAGCUGACAUAUUUCCAGGUGUUGAGAAUCGUCCGACUAAUAAAAGCAUCACCAGUACUUGAAGACUUUGUUUACAAGAUUUUUGGCCCGGGAAAGAAACUGGGCAGUUUGAUUAUAUUUACCAUGUGUCUGUUGCUGAUCACAUCCAGCAUUAGUAUGCAGCUGUUCUGCUGCCUCUCGGACUUUAUGAAGUUUGAAUCAUUUCCGGAGGCGUUCAUGUCCAUGUUCCAAAUUCUUACGCAAGAGGGUUGGGUCGAAGUGAUGAACGAAACCAUGCUUCGCACCAGCAAGACAAUUGGACCUUUGGUUGCCAUCUACUUCAUUCUUUACCACCUGUUUGUUUCUUUGAUUGUGCUCAGUCUUUUCGUUGCCGUCAUUCUCGACAACCUGGAGUUGGACGAAGACAUAAAAAAAUUGAAACAGUUGAAGGCGAGAGAACAAAGUGCGGGAAUCACCGAAGGCUUGCCGAUAAGACUCCGCUUUUUCGAGCGGUUUGCCGACAGUCCACAAAUGACACGACUCCAUAGAGCACCCUCGGAGUUUGGUGUGCCCAAGGUUCGGGAGAGCUUUAUGCGUCAAUUUGCUGAAGAACUGCCAGAAGAGUGCCCAGACAUGAAGAAGGCUGACAUGCCCGAAAGCCUCGUGACGUACCGCAAGAAGCCGCCCAUCCAUCUGCUCUCGUCGCCCAGCAAAGUUCGCAACGCAGCCAGUCUCCUCAAGAAGGUCAGCGUCACAAGCAUUGUCGUUGACUCCAACAAUCAACGUUUACUGGACGGGGAAUCGGGACCUGUUCCAAUGGCGGUCAAAGGUCAAAAACAGACCCAGAAGCAACCCAUGAGAUUGGAUCGUAGGUUUUCCCGAUCUAGGAGCAUGCGGAGGUCCGUUCGUGGCUCGGUGAAGAUGAAGCAGACCUACGACCACCUCAAGGAAAAUGGAGACAUGGGAUCUGUCAAUGCCGCCACUUCAGGGAGGAGCCUGCACGACUUUGACAUCAAGAUGCUUCAGCAGAAGCGUCAGCAGGCUGAAAUGAAGAGGAAUCAGAGGGAGGAAGACCUUCGGGAGAACCACCCAUACUUUGACACCCCCCUGUUUGUGGUCGGCCGGGAGAGCAAGUUCCGCAAGAUCUGCCAGACGAUUGUUUAUGCUCGCUACGACCCUCGCUUUAGAGACCCCAUCACUGGACAAGAACGCAAGAUCAAGUACAAGUCCAUGCACAACCUCCUUGGACUCGUCACAUACCUGGACUGGAUGAUGAUCUUUGUCACCACACUGUCCUGUGUAUCCAUGAUGAUGGAAACCCCGACUCAACGGGUCAUGAACACACCGAUGCUUCAGAUUGCAGAAUACGUCUUUGUGGUGGCGAUGAGCAUCGAACUGACUUUGAAGACCCUCGCCGACGGUUUGUUCUUCACACCCAAGGCUCUGAUCAAGGAUGUUGGAGGCAUUGGGGAUGUCUUCAUAUACAUCGUGAGCCUCGUAUUCCUGUGCUGGAUGCCGACAAAGGUGCCGCCUCAGUCAAGCACUCAGCUGCUGAUGCUGCUGCGCUGUGUGCGGCCCCUGAGGAUUUUCAGUCUCGUGCCCCACAUGCGCAAGGUGGUCUGUGAGCUCUGCAGGGGCUUCAAGGAAAUACUUCUGGUCUCCAUUCUGUUGAUUGUCCUGAUGUUUGUGUUUGCCUGCUAUGGCGUUCAUUUGUUUGGGGGAAGGUUGGCACGUUGUAACGAUCCGGAAAUCAAGUCUAGGAGGGAAUGUGUUGGAUUUUUUAUGCGCAAGGUCUUUGUUACCAAAAUGAAGCUCCAGCCUGCAGAAAACGACACCUACCCUGUAAUUCUGGUGCCUCGUGUUUGGGCAAACCCUCGCAGGUUCAACUUUGACAGUAUUGGCAAUGCAAUGCUAGCACUCUUUGAAGUGCUUUCAUUCAAGGGCUGGCUUGACAUUCGUGAUGUCCUGCUACACAGGCUGGGGCCCGUACAUGCCAUUUACAUCCACAUCUUCGUCUUCUUGGGAUGCAUGAUCGGACUCACACUCUUCGUCGGAGUGGUCAUUGCAAACUACAGUGAGAACAAGGGCACCGCCCUCUUGACGGUGGACCAGAGGCGUUGGUGUGACCUGAAGAAACGCUUAAAGAUAGCACAACCGUUGCACCUGCCUCCAAGGCCUGACCACCACAAAUUCAGAGCCUUCAUCUAUGACAUCACCCAGAACAUCUUCUUCAAGAGGGCCAUUGCCAUGCUUGUCAUGGCAAACAGCAGCCUUCUUUGCGUCAGCUGGAAAUCGGAUGAACCUCAUACGAUCCCGCUUGCGACAGUUUCUGCCGGAUUUACGAUUUUGUUUACCAUUGAAGUUACCAUGAAGAACAUUGCGUUUACACCGAGGGGAUACUGGCAAAGCAGGAGAAAUAGAUAUGAUCUGUUCGUCACAUUUCUCGGUGUCAUCUGGGUGAUCAUGCACUUUAUGAUGAUGAAUGACUUCAGCAACUCUUUCGGUUUUGUUGUCGUUAUAUUGCGUUUCUUCACCAUUACCGGUAAACAUGCCACCUUGAAGAUGUUAAUGCUGACUGUGGUGGUUUCAGUGUACAAAAGCUUUUUCAUCAUCAUGGGCAUGUUUCUUCUCAUAUUUUUUUAUGCUCUUACUGGAGUCAUUCUUUUCGGGAAUGUGAAGUUUGGAGAACACAUCGGGAGACAAGCAAACUUUAAGACAGCUCCAAACGGGAUAGCCAUGCUGUUCAGGAUUGUUACUGGCGAAGACUGGAACAAAAUCAUGCACGACUGCAUGGUUAGUCCUCCGUAUUGCACACUGGCUGAAAGUUACUGGGAAACAGACUGUGGAAACUUCACUGGGAGUCUCAUCUUCUUCUGCUCCUUUUAUGUCAUCAUUACCUACAUCGUUUUGAACCUACUUGUAGCCAUCAUUAUGGAGAACUUCUCCUUGUUUUACUCCAACGAAGAAGAUGCACUUCUCAGCUACGCAGACAUACGGAACUUCCAGAACACCUGGAACAUGGUUGAUAUACAGCAGAGGGGGCUGAUCCCAAUAAGACGCGUGAAAUUUGUCUUAAGGCUUCUUAAGGGUCGUCUCGAAGUGGAUCCAGAAAAAGACAAGCUACUUUUCAAACACAUGUGCUACGAAAUGGAGCGGCUUCACAAUGGAGAGGAUGUGACAUUUCACGAUGUGCUCAACAUGUUGUCAUAUAGGUCGGUGGACAUUCGAAAAGCCUUGCAGCUGGAAGAGUUGCUAGCUCGUGAAGAACUGGAAUACCUCAUCGAAGAAGAAGUUGCCAAGCAGACCAUUCGCGAAUGGCUAGACAAGUGCCUCCGCAGAAUCAAAGCACAACGCUUCCAGCAGAAGGAGCAGAACAGCCUGAUCAACAGCCUGCGUGCCACCAACGAGGCUCUUCUGCAAGGGGUGGACCUGACCCCCAACAAACCAUCCACUUCCGAGGUCAAGGACGAAGGGAAGGAGGAAACCUCCUCCUCGCUACGGCUGCGCAAGAAAGGGCUGGGCGGACGCUCCGACAGCAUUUCCUCACAGGGAGGAAGAAAAUUUCUCAUACCUUCCCUCUCAGAAGGAGCCACCAGAGUCGAGAAGGAAAGAUACCAGAUGAAGAAGUGGGCUUCGCGUCCAGUUGGCACCAAGGGCCUGCCAGACGUGAGUGAGGGCAGCGAGCUGUCGUCGCCCACGCCUGACGACGAGGAGAACGGUGGCGGCGGCGGCGGCUACAAGGCCCUCAGGAUGGGCUCUCUCGUCGGAGAAGUCCACGAGUGGUGGGGCUCCCAGCUGGAGCUCUCCAGCGCUUCUGACUCGGACAACUGACCCCGCACGGCCCCAGCGCGAUCGUGAGAAAGCACCACCCUCCGCGCCCUGCGGGGGGGUGUCGGCGGAAGAACCCAGUUCCGGUAACUUGGGGCAGAGGUGCUGCAGUAAGCCCAAGUUUCGCGCACUCACAUUUGCUUACGACCGAGUUCUUGUGAUCUCUUAGUCGAAAGAACACUAUACUCCGUUUCACGAUAACUUGGUGAACUGUGGAGGCUACGGCCCCCGUGACCCAGUGAGAGCGUCAGAGGAAGGCACGUGACAACACGUCACGGGAGCGUUUGUGUCACUGCGCCAAAUGCGAGGCCUGGAGGAAUUGAAGCAAGGUUUGCCAGUUAGUAACAGUUAAACAUGAUGAAAUACAACCUCCGUAAACACGGAUGACGAACAAGAAACGAACGCGACAGGACAAUGGCAGUUGUCAUACCGUCAUGUUCGUCGUCCGUGUUUACCGAGGCUGUAUUUCAUCAUGUUUAGCCUGAAGGAACCGGCUGUCGUCUGCUGGUCAAGAGUUGUCUGCUGUGAAACCAACCAACUUCGAAUGAAUGUCCACAUUGCCGUCCGCUAGAGCAGCAAGCUCGUUGAGAAGAGUUCAUGAGGCAACCAUACGAUCAAUCUAACGUUUCAAGUGGAAGCGGUCGAUUACAGGGCUGCUGUCGUUCAAACAUUGUUCAAAAGCCACGUUGCUCUCGGAAAAGGGUUUAUUCGAAUUAAGUAUUGUUGAAAAGUGACAUGUUUUUGUCUUUCUUUCGUGUUGUGUAGUGUCGAUAGAGAUGCCGUUGUGCGAGUUCAAUUGCCUCUAAAAGAAAAACAAGCCUAGAACUACUAUUUGUCAUGGAUGGCGCUCUUGCUACGGUGGCCUCGACCAUGGGGUGUUAUCACAUGCCUUGCUCCGACUCCCUUAUUAGAUCGCAGGGGCUGCAGCCUCCACACUUUGCCAAGUUAUAAUGAAAUGGAGUACAGAGAGCCUAGAUUUAAGAGAGGGAGCAACUAAAACCAUAGGGAGCGUAUGAAAUUUAAUGGAGGACGCCUCCUGCGCCAAUCGGUUGCAAGCGUUGCGUUGUUGCAUGGCAAGGAGGAAAGUGGAUGGAGAUGCUCCACCUCCUUGCAGCUCGCAUUGUAAACAUGGCCUUUAAAAUAUGCGACCUCGGUCGAGCGGUUGGAAACACUUUGUACUUUAGGCGCACUAGAGGCACACUGGCACCGUCAAUGAGGCGGCCCUGGAACUGUAUUUCUCUGGAACAAGGUUUCCAAGUAUAUUUGCGAGAUCAAAUGCACAUGCUACGUAUGGCAAAUGGUAGUUUGGAACAUUUCGAAAGAGUUUUCAAGCUAAUAAAAAUAGAAUAUUCUGAAAAAAAGUACAGGAGGACACUUAAGCUUCGCCUUUAAGAGUGGAACGCGAUAGGUAAGCACAUAAACCUCUGCUCGUCCCCGAGCUGUGUAAGCAUGUCUGCGUGGCCCAGUCAGUAGCAUGUCUGGCUCGCAACCGAAGGGUCCUGGGUUUGAAUCCCACCUCUGCCUAAAACUCUUCAAAUGUUUUCUUUAAGGCAAAUUAAUUACUUUUUAAAGGGAAAUCAUUUGAGCAUGCGGCGGCCUUUAAUUCGCAUUACAUGUCAUGUUUUAAUCAUUUUCAUUCCAUGCGCGAUGUCACGUUUCCUAUGAGCAUUGUUUGAAAUUCCCAUGCGAGGUCAUGUGGCUGUGACGUCAUGACCCUAUCGACCAAUCCUGGAUUUUCCUGUCUCAAAGCCACUGAUGCCGGCUUUUUAGUGACACAAGCUUCUUAAAGCUAUCACUUUAAUAAAAAAAGAAAAAUAUAUGGAAGCCGUUAACGUGCCGCAACUACCCGAUAGAUUGCACUAGUCUGUUGUCUCGUCACAAGAGAUCACAAGAGGUUUUAAAGCACUCGGUUGUGAGCAAUCGCAAAUGUGGGAACCAGCAUUCAGGAUUGCUCGUUCAAGACCGAGAAAGACGGCCGCAUUCAAAAUUCGCCUUUUCCGCUCGAGGCGCGUUCUGCGUACCAAAUUGAAAUUCUAGGUACCGCAGUUACAGUCUGGUUCCGCAACCGGAUGGUGCAAACAAACCACGAAGUGGUCAAAGCUGGUAGAUUGAAUUUGAAAAGGAACGUCCCAGAAGCCUCGAAGCAGCCGUUGACGUUUCACCGGGACUUGGCUACUUCGGAGCACGUUUCUCAGCAAACUGUUAGCUGCCACUCCGAGGCCACUCCUUUUUAACUGGGUGGUAACUUUCUUUGCACCUAUAGUUGCCUUGACCUUAAAGAUUCAGGAACUAUAGACUGUGAAUAGGCAUUCUUGGGCAUUGUAACAAGAAGUACGGCUCUUGCGAAAAUUUCUGUGCAAUCAAGGCGAUAUUUAAGGUUAGGCAUUUGCACCAUGUUACGAAUAAUAACAUUUUCGGAAAGCCACGAGUGGGUCUACUUUGGCCGUGCUCACGGAUGCACCCUCCAGAUGAAAGAUUCGCAAUGAUAAUGCUAGCGGCUUUUUCAUACGGCUAGAAAUAGUACCUAUACAAGGGCAAGAAGAAUCUGCAAAUGACGUGCACUCAUAAAUUGUUUGCACCCGAUGAAGCUUAAUACUUACAUGAAUUACAAUAAACUUGCCCAGCAUUUUUAAACGAAAAAAGAUUCCUCGACAUAACGGUAUAAAACGUCCGUCGUUCCAUCUAUUCUUUUUUUUACGAACAUAGUUCAGGCAAAAAGGACGAGCACCAGAAAUCAGUAAGAUUAGUCAUGAACUGAGCAACUGGGUCUGCUUACGCUGGCACCCCUCCACUGGGUACUAAUAGACUACCGAAAAUGCCACUGAAAAAAAGCCAACUUUUUCAAACUUCAGCCUUUUUAAAAGGGGGGGCAAGGGAGACUUGACGGAGAGCUUGCUUCACAUGUUAACGACAACAUUUGUAAAGAUGCAGAUUAAUUGUUGAGGGUGGUCUCACGAUUGCGUCUUCCCAACAGCAGUUUGCUCCAGCCUCCCUCCCCCUCCCCCCUCACACCAAAAGUGAGUGAGCAACAAAGCUUGUCCAGUCAGACUUGAUUACAGACGAUCGCAGCGAUAAUUCUCGAACGCCUUUGUGGAACGACAUACGGCUAGCCCUAGAUUGGCUAGUAUGAAAACUUGGUUUUGCCACAAGUGACAAACUACCUAGUUCUCGACAAACCUAGCGAAUCUAUGCGUCUCCACCACCGACAAGUGCAGUUUUACCUCCACCUAGUUCUUUCCAAGUUGAAGCCUCAGUAUCGAGAAGCAAAGAAAACCAUGCCCUCUUUGAAGCACGAUAGCUAAGGGCCCAAAUUCAUAAAUCCCAAUCGUUUCUGCAGCAGCCUCUUGAAGUCACUCAGAUCGGUUGAGGCUGCGAGUUGCAAAGUUGUUGGCACAUUUAUGUCAGCAUCGACUGCUUCCCAGACAGUACACGCUUGUUGGCUCGAGAGCAGUGUGCACACAUUCUUUUUGAUACCAUUAAGGACAGGCUGCAGACAUUUCUCAAGGCUCGCAGACUCAAAUGAUCAGAGGUCUUCAACUAUCGUGCAAAGAGUAACAAGCAACUUGGAAAGUGCUACGUAUGACAACUACUGAAAUGACUGUAGGAAGCAAGUGUCCUCACGCUAUUGUAGUAGAGCAUAGCGGUAUACAGUUUGUAUAGAGAUAUUGUUAUUGUAGACAGCCACACGACGACAAAUCGAGUCUUUCACAAGCAAGUAUGUUACUACCAUCCUCCAGGCAUUAACAUAUACAAGUAAAAAAAAUUGCAUCCAGCACAUUCUCUUUGCCAAGACAAAUGCAGCUUAGAAGUAUGGUGUCAAUGUUGCGCAAAACGUUUGUGGGAACCCAGCUGGUGUUCCAAGACUGUUAAUUUUCUCUCGACACCCGUUACGUCUUUACAAAUGUUGACGACACAUUGUUUCGUUUCUCGUAAAUCGGCGUGCGUAUGACUGGCUUGUUUCCGUUGCUUCUGCGUGGCGUAGUUGGGUGCGACGUCAUUUCUGUUUUUUUGGAGUUUGAUAUUGUUGUUUCAUGCUUGUAUAGUAUUUUAAUAGAGUCUACGACGAUGGCACACGUUUCUGCAACCAAUCACGAGCCAAUGUUUUACCGUUUAUCCGUAAAGAGCAAUUGCAAAAAAUCCAUCCAGCUGUCUUAAAAAUGUCUCAGUUGAUGUCUUAGGAGUGCGAUAUGUGCUUUCGUGUUUUGGGUGGCCCGCUUUUUGUGCAUCUUCUUGGUCCAUUGGUUUCGAAGAAUGGCACGGUGCAAUUGGGUGUGACACGAACCUGCAACUUUAGUGCCGCUGCUCCUUCGCUACAAGAAGGGCCGACAGUAUACUAGCAGCUUACUAGGUAGGCCGCACUCUAAAAAGGUGUGCAACAGGAGACGUCAAUGUGGUGUUUCUUACCAACUCUGAGUGUCCAAGAGUAGACUGUGUUUGUGCCAGUAGAAGAAAAAAAAUGGCAAGAGCUUUCUUUUGGUUGCGACGUUAGUCACAGGGGCUGGAUGCAUCGCCAAAGGGUUUGCGAAGGAGCGAUCAACUUUUGUUAGCUGUGCUUCUCCUCGGAGCACAGGAGAGACUUUUAAGGCCGUAACGAAGAAAGAAAAGAGCGCUGAACUUUUUAUCUCUAAGCUGUGUUGAUGUUCUAAUAAUGUUAAGCCGAGGCACCACUCAGACACCUUUUGACGACACCACCCUGACAUGUAACUUUCUUUGAGUCGACAUAACCAUCCUCCUUGGCUUCUUUCCGAGUGGUUGUCGUCGGGUGUUUGACCGUGUCUCCGCUACGACUAGUCUAGCUCAGCAACUAUCCGUUUUAACGGGACCUCUGAAGCUUCCAAUUAGGUACAGUCACUCUUUAAAACUCAUCUCAAGCAUAGUGGUACGCUCCGUCGUUUUAAAACUUAUAGCGAUUUCCAAUAGCUCAGUCGAGGUAAAUAGUUGCAUUCUUCAGAUGGUACGCUAAAUGCAGGCAGGAAAUUUAGGCAAUCUUCUCUUCAAGCUAGACAAUAGGAUGGUGAGGAAAGUGCCAUGUUAACUUUACUUGACAGCACUCAAAUAAUGUUUUUUGCUCUUUUAGUGCAGCCUGUAAACACGUCCUUGUAGAAACUAUAAAUUGUUGUCCAUCAGAAGUGUAUUUACUUCAUAGAUUAAUAAAAAUAUUUACCAUAAAUACA